Sitophilus oryzae (rice weevil) is the source of this 1575-nucleotide messenger RNA. Its product is annotated as tigger transposable element-derived protein 6-like. Bases 1 to 1575 code for a protein of 524 amino acids. NCBI's taxonomy places the organism in Eukaryota, Metazoa, Arthropoda, Insecta, Coleoptera, Curculionidae. The record is from RefSeq and is a predicted model, not a curated record. Gene Ontology annotation, cellular component: nucleus. Gene Ontology annotation, molecular function: DNA binding. The transcript has a single exon.
AUGACAGAACGUGCAAAAUAUGUGAAAUGGAGUGAACAAAAUAUGAAUGAAGCGUUAAUCGCAUUUCAGAAUGGUGCUGCUGUGUUAAAUGAAAUAGCUAGGAGAUAUAAGGUACCAAAGGCAACGCUGAAACGAAGAAUUGAUGAUACGAAUAUGAACGUUCAUGGAAGCGAAAAAAAAUUUGGUCGUGCUGCAGAUCUUCCACCAGAAUUAGAGGAGGAGAUAGUUACACAUGCUCUGGAGCUUGAACGGAGGCUGUUUGGAAUAAUCCGUAGUGAUUUAAGAAAGCUGGCUUACGACGUCGCUGAAGCAAAUGGGAUUCGACAUAGAUUGAAGAAUGGACAAGCCGGUAAGAAGUGGUAUUAUUGCUUUAUGUCGCGACACAAAGAGUUAUCGCUUCGUCAGCCAGAACCUACUUCAUCGGUCAGGGCUCUAGGGUUUACCAAGGAAAAAGUUAAACUUUUUUUUGGUUGUCUUACUGCUCUUUUUGAUAAGCAUUACUUUGGUCCAUCGGAGAUAUAUAAUGUCGACGAGACUGGUCUUUCUACAGUCCAGAGACCACAGAAAAUUAUUGGACGAAAGGGCAAGCAUCAAAUAGGAUCUUUAACAAGUGGGGAACGAGGCGUAAAUACCACGUGCGUUUGCUGUUUUAAUGCUGCCGGAAUGUACAUUCCACCGAUGUUAAUUUUCAAACGCAUCAGAUUUAAAGAUGAACUCAAAGAAGGCGCACCUCCAGGAACAAUAUUUGCUUGUUCGGAAUCGGGAUGGAUAACCAGCGAAUUAUUUGUAAAUUGGCUAAAGCAUUUUAUUAAUUCCGUAAAACCGUCAAAAAAUAAAAACGUGCUUUUAAUUAUGGACGGUCACACAACACACACCAAAAAUCUGGAAGCCAUAACUCUAGCUAGAGAGAAUGGAAUAAUUAUGAUGUCAUUACCAGCUCACACCAUACAUCGGAUGCAACCGUGUGAUAUUUCAUUUUUUAAGCCCCUUAGCUCAUAUUACAACCAAGCAGCUGAUAAGUGGCUUCGUGCCAAUCACAGUCAAAAUAUUACACAAUUUCAAGUAUCAAGGCUACUUGGAGAAGCGUAUGCUAAAGCAGCAUCGGUCGGAAACGCCGUUAGCGGCUUUGCAAAAUGUGGCAUAUGGCCUUUAGAUCCGAAUGUUUUUGACGAUAAUGAGUUUGUUAGUCUUCCCAGUGAUAACAUGGAUUGCAUAAAUACCCCAAAGGACCAAAUAGAACCUAAAACACAAGCAGUUGCACAAGAAGUUUCUACUAGCGUCAAUAGCCGCUUGGAAAUCCCAUCUACCUCUACCUUGGAAGAAUCAGUGGAGGCAGAAUGUUCCACAUCAUCCUUACAAAAAUUUAAAUCUGUGUCCGAAAUAUCUCCUAUGCCAGUUUUGCCUUCAGUCACUUCUAAUGGUACUACAUUACUAACCAGCACUCCAUACAGGAAUCGUCAAGUGAAUCUGACAACGAAGAUAGUCUUUGCAUUGUUUGUAUAUAUCCAUUUUCACAGUCCAAUCCAGGGGAAGAAUGGAUUCGAUGCACCUCAUGUAAAAAAUGGGCUCACUUGA